UUAUUGUUUAAAUUUUUUAUAGAUAACUAAUAAGAAUGUAUCGAGGAGAAAGAGCUGUCGUGAACGACAUGCGAAUCUUUCGAAAAAUUAUCGAUGAAAGAUUUGCAAGUUUAAUUCGCAUGGACAUAGAAUUUAGACAAAUAUUAGAGGAUCUUGUCAUUGACCUUCAUGAAAAUCCUAAGGGUAUGAUUGAUCACUUAGUUGAACACAGAUACUUUAACGAAUUAGUUUAUGGUAUACUAAGAAUUAUGGAUCAUCAUACUCCAAUGGCUCCAAGGAUUGCUGGAAACGCAGCGUAUGUCAUUGGAGCUUUAAUUGAUUCACCCGUCGGAAAAGAAAAGGUUGUUGCGUUACUUCAAAAUGAAGAUCGAGUUGAAGAUACGCAGCAUUGUUUACCAAACCUUGCUGCUAUUAUUGAAACUGGUGAUCCUGAACCAAUGACAAAUGCAUCUGGAACUGCAUCACUUAUUUUUGAAAGUGAACAAUGUUUGAACUGGGCUUUGGAACAACCAUCUUGUGAGUGGUUUAUAUCAGUGUUAGGUCAAGCACUUGUUAAAGGUGACAUGUGGGUUGCCAGCAAUUGCGCGUUGACUCUUGCUCGAAUUUCUAUGAACAAAAAUGGGUUGGAAAAAAUUGCUAGACAUCCUGAUUUUGACGAACUAGCAAUGCAGUUAAUUGCUUCUGUAGGUGUUGACGAUGAAGGACGAGGCAUGAACGCAGCAUUUGCAUUGGGAUAUCUUUGCGAAAAUGAGGAUUUAAUUGCAAAGAUUGUGGACUAUAAAGAGUUCUGGGAUCUGAUGCAUGGUUUAAUUCAAAUGUUAAGGAGCCUUGAUGAUGGUUGUAAAAAAAACUCGGCUUUUUGUCUUAAAGCAAUUUCACAGUGGAAAAUUGGUCAACAACAAAUAAAUGAUGACCCUGAUAUCACUUAUCUUCUUGAAAUACUUACAAAACUUCUUACUGCAGGUGACGAAGAUCUUGCAAAAAUGGCUGCCAAUAUUUUGUGCAACUUGGCUCAAAUAAAAAAAGGGUAUAUGCUGCAAAAAGAUGAUGAAAAAAUUGCUGUGAAGCCAACUUUAAAACACGUGUUAUCUCAAAUGUCAAUAAGUGAAAAUUACAGAGAAGAAGCAUUUAAAGCAAUGAAAGCUUUAAUGCUAGAAAAGCCAGAGCCUCCAGUGCUUAAAGUUCUUGAUGCACAUUCAAUUCAUGCCACUUGGGAAGUUAUUUCAUCCAAAUGCAAUGCAAAUGUUCAAUAUGAAUUGCAGUGUGAUGGAGCUAAUAUUGUAUACUUGGGUCCUGACACCUCAUACACAGUUACUGGUUUGAAGGAAAAAACUUUUUAUGAGUUUACACUAAGAGCUAUUACAGAUGAAAAUGAAGAGAGCUUUACAAGCGAUCCUGUGACUGUUCAAACAUUUCGUUCAGUUUCUACACCUCCUCAAAAUUUAAGAGCAAUACAAGUUACAGCUAGCCAGGUUAAGAUAGUUUGGGAAAAACCAUUAAAGAUUAUUGGCAACCUUAAAGGCUAUCGUGUUAAAGAAACUGGAAGUUCAAUUCAUUAUGAACCUGUUUCUUUAUACUAUAUUGCCAGCAAUUUAGAAGCAGACAAAGAGUACACGUUUGAAGUUUGUGCAGUAACACAACGAGGAGAUGGAGAAGUAGCAACAGUUACUGUUAGAACACUUGGUCAUGAUUAUCAUGCACCAUCCAAACCCAGGUUGGUAUGUAUAGGUCCAAAUGAAAUUGUUUGUACAUGGGAACCACCUGCAGCAAAAAAUCUUAGAAUAAAGAAUUAUGAAGUCAUAUGUAAUGGAAAGGCUAUCUAUUUUGGAACAGUAAGAAAAUGUAUUGCAAACAGAUUAAAAGAAAACACAGUCCACACAUUUUCAGUAAUUGCAUGGACGAGUGAGGGUCGCAGAGAAAGUCUUCCAGCAACAAAAAAAACUACAGGUGGUUAUAAGAAAAAAGCAUUAAAAAAACGACCUUGGAAGAAUGAGUCAGAACUUCAAAAAUGGUUGAAAGAUGAAGAAACUGAAGAAUUAAAAUCAGAUUCAGAAGAAUCAGAUAAUGGUUCAGCACCAACAGAUGCAAAUGAUAACGAGAAUGAGGAUUCUGAAAAUCCACAAAAAACAGACAGUGAAAACGAAGAAGACAGCUCAUAAAA
This is a messenger RNA of Hydra vulgaris (swiftwater hydra), 2161 nucleotides long. RefSeq lists its product as uncharacterized. Gene Ontology annotation, cellular component: dendrite; plasma membrane. Lineage: Eukaryota; Metazoa; Cnidaria; Hydrozoa; Anthoathecata; Hydridae. Gene Ontology annotation, biological process: axon guidance; ephrin receptor signaling pathway; protein phosphorylation. Gene Ontology annotation, molecular function: transmembrane-ephrin receptor activity; protein binding. The record is from RefSeq and is a predicted model, not a curated record.